GUGCAUAAGGAUAGCCACCUCUCCCCUCCGCGUCGCAUCCCGUCCAAUGGCGGCGCCCGCGCUCCUCUCCGCACCACCCCCUCCCCCACCAAUGGAAGAGGAUGGUCUCACCUCCCACGUCGCACCAAGCCCAACCCCACCCCCACCCCCGUCGAAGAGCGGUUUCUUGCGUGGGCGGCCGCCCAUCAGGGUGACAUCGGAGUUCGACAGCGAGCGCCAGCUCUUUUCCCACCGCAUCUCCUGCCGCGUCCUCAACGGCCUUGCCAAGCUCCGUCUCCGAGUUCACCACGGGGCCGCGGGAGGGGCCCCGACUCCCGAGGUGGCGCUCAUGGGGCGGAACUUCUCCGCCGUCGUCGACGCCGCCUCCCGCGGCGCCGUGCUGCGAGGAACGGCCGACCUUGCCGGAUCGCUCCACCUUAGUGCGGCGCACAACACGAAGGAGGGACAAGGAGAAGUGGCAGUAACUACUAAUUUGGGAGAUUCACCAUGCAAAAUUGAGUUAUCAUCGCUGGUUCCUCCUGAUGGAUUGCCAAGAGCAACCUUCUUGUUUCCUAACGGGGAAGUUUCAGUUAAGGAGAAGAAGUUGGAUGAGGGUGAGAAAAUUUUGUCAGUAAAUGGUAUAGUGAAGUCUCAUGUUCUGAAUGGAGUUUGCACUGCAUUGUACAAUGAUAAUAUGAUGAAUAUCAAGUAUCGCUAUAAGGAUGAUGAGCUAUCAUUUAUUCCCAGCCUCACUUUACCAUCAAAUUCACUAUCAUUUGCAUUUAAACGCCAGUUAACUCCUUCAGACAAGUUCAGUUACCGGUACCAUUUUGACACAAACUACUGGAGUGCUGUCUAUAAACAAAAGGCCAGUAAGCAUGUCAAAUGGAAAGCAGGUUAUGGGUCGGACGAAAGGCUUGGCUGGGCAUCUGUUUGGGUUGGCGACGCAGGCGGCAAGACAAAGGAAGCCCCCCUGAAGACAAAAGUCCAACUCAUGAUAAAAGUCCCUCAGAACAAUAUACAGAAUUCAACUCUAGUGUUCCGGGUGAAGAAAAGAUGGGAUUUUUAGUUUGGAUAUUUAUUGCGCAGAGAAGGUGAGCAACAAUAAGAAAUAUGAAUGCAUUGCAUGUGCAUACACUUUGUGUGGAAAUUGAAAGGACUAGUAUGUUACGUAUUUUCCUCCUUGUCGCCAGUUGAAGUUAAACUGAAGCGUUUGAUAGGAGGUUUGCAUAUACAAGUGUAAUAUUACGGAAAGUGAACAGUGCACCCGCGGUGCCCGGCCCGUCUAUGGCACAUAGACCAUUCAUCCCCCAACUAGCACCCCAUCCUCUUUGCCAUCGCCAUCGCUGCCGCAAUCCCACUUUUGGCCUCUACGCCAUCGCCCCACCCCUGCUGCCGCCUCUUCCGUCGACGCCCUUUUUGCCAUCGUUCUGGCCGCUUCUUCCAUGGCCUGCCUAUCCUAGGGUCGAUGACAGCCCACCACUACCUCUAAGGUCAUCGUCGGAGGACACAAGGUUCGACAACCUUUGCCUCCGUCUCCAUGGACUCCAUUCAUCGAUCGCGACUCGCCACCCACCCUCCUGCAAGGAGUUCGGCUGUUUGCCCGACUCGGCUGAUACUUGUCCAUGCCCGCCUCAAUCCAUUGAUG
Triticum dicoccoides is the source of this 1627-nucleotide messenger RNA. Its product is annotated as outer envelope pore protein 37, chloroplastic-like. Bases 47 to 1048 code for a protein of 333 amino acids. The record is from RefSeq and is a predicted model, not a curated record. NCBI's taxonomy places the organism in Eukaryota, Viridiplantae, Streptophyta, Magnoliopsida, Poales, Poaceae. Gene Ontology annotation, cellular component: chloroplast outer membrane. Gene Ontology annotation, biological process: monoatomic cation transport. The transcript is spliced from 6 exons. Gene Ontology annotation, molecular function: monoatomic ion channel activity.